AUGUCUACUACCAACCCUACUAUCGAUCCGAUUAUCGAUAGCCCUACUAUCGAUCUGAUUAUCGAUAACCCUACUACUGCUACCACUGAUCUGAUUAUCGAUAACCCUACUACCGAUCUGAUUAUCGACGAACCUACUACUAAUCAAGGUAGUCAACUAUCUGAUCUUCUACCCCCGCCAGAGCAAACCUUCGCAUCUCGCGAUCUAUUGGUCGAUUUUGUACGCUAA
This is a messenger RNA of Penicillium canariense, 228 nucleotides long. RefSeq lists its product as uncharacterized. The transcript has a single exon. Bases 1 to 228 code for a protein of 75 amino acids. The record is from RefSeq and is a predicted model, not a curated record. Lineage: Eukaryota; Fungi; Ascomycota; Eurotiomycetes; Eurotiales; Aspergillaceae.